Messenger RNA from Acaulospora morrowiae, 789 nucleotides. NCBI's taxonomy places the organism in Eukaryota, Fungi, Glomeromycota, Glomeromycetes, Diversisporales, Acaulosporaceae. The record is from the annotation of a GenBank genome assembly.
AUGUCAGACGACAUAAAAACUCAACUCGCAGGAAUAAAACACAUAAUCCUCGUGCUUUCCGGAAAAGGGGGCGUUGGCAAGAGCUCAAUUACUACACAGCUUGCACUAUGCCUCGUUCAGAAUGACUUCAAAGUUGGAGUUCUCGACAUUGAUCUUACUGGACCAAGCAUACCACGAAUGCUAGGACUUGACAAUAAGCAAGUUCACCAAGCCUCUUCGGGGUUGAUGAAAGCCAAAGACUUUGCUGCAUGUCAAUUGGAUUCUUACUGCAGAAUAAAAAUGAUUCGGUGGUUUGGCGAGGGCCGAAAAAGAAUGCAAUUUUUGUCCGACGUUUAUUGGGGUGAAUUGGAUUUCCUGAUCAUCGACACACCUCCAGGCACCUCGGACGAACAUAUUUCUGUUGCCGAAUAUCUAAAAGACGUCAACCCUGAUGGCGCGGUCAUUGUGACUACUCCACAGGCUGUUGCGUUGGCCGACGUUCGAAAGGAAUUGAAUUUUUGCAAGAAGGUCAAGAUACCAAUACUAGGUGUUGUCGAAAACAUGAGCGGAUUUUUGUGUCCUCAUUGUGAGGAAUGCACAAAUUUAUUUUCCACGGGAGGUGGUGAAGCUAUGGCAAAGGAAUUCGGCGUGGAAUUUCUCGGACGCGUACCUAUAGAUCCAUCGCUUACUGUAAUGGUGGAGAAGCAGGAUGAUUUGCUCAAAAAAUACGUUGAAUCGAAUUUGUAUAAAGUGUUGAAUGAGAUCACCGAUAAAAUCGUAAAAAAGGGUGCACAACGUGCUGUUUUUUAA